AUGGGAGCACGGGCCGUUCGCCUGCAAAACCCAAUAUUGAUUGAUCAACGGCGCCUGCUUAAAGCUUCACGACCACCCAACCUCGGAGCUCGUAAACGAGCCCAGCCUUUGGCCAUGGCAACAACAUCGCGCAGUGUCUCCCCGGGAGCGGCACUCCUGAGGGCAUCGCGUCUCUUCUCUAUGCCACAACCUCUACCCACUCCUACCGACCAUUCGCAAGCUACCAAACAUAAAUCCAACACGGCGACGGCUCCAUACCCGACGCAUCUCUCCAUCACCACGCCCUAUACGUCGCGACUGGUGGGAGACUGGGGCUUCAAGCGGCCGCUGCCUCUGAAGACAACCCUCAAGACCACCAUACCACUUGUGCGCGUCAAGAAGGUCGACUCAAUUGAGCAAGUGACCGACUUCCAAUCUGCGUCGGACCACACCAUCACGCUAGAGAAAUUCCAGGAGAUGAAUCUUAGCAUGUCAGUACCAGUCCCUAAGAACUCAAGUGAAUCUGGGAAGGUACCACGGUCGGUUUUCGAGGAAGAUGGCGACGUCACCGCCAUACCGAAGAGCCAACUAGCAAAGACGGAAACUGUGCGAUGGAAGUUCCGCGGUCCUUGGCUGGCAGGCAUGACAGACGGCCAGUUUGACGAAUAUCUCAAGAAGACCGUGCGACCAAAACGGUCAGCAUUCCGCAAUUUUGUCAAGCAGCAUUACGCGGCCGAGCUCGAGACAGAACAGCGACAAAAGGCUGCCGAGGAACAACGAGAAGAGCCUGUCGCAGUGCGUGCCCAGGACAUCACCGACAAAGCCCUGACAAACUACCUGAGGGAGCUUCGACAGCAGGAUCGCGUGACCUUGUUUCGACUAGUGAGCCGCUUUCUGGAUCUGGCCCCCGUUUCCAACACAUCUCCGGCAGGCUUCUUGUACCAACUCGAGGAAUUGAAACCGGAGACAAGGUACGAGGUGAAGAAUGACGGCCCAUAUGCGGAAGCUGGGCCCCCAAUGACACACCCGUCGGCUGGUCUGUCGUAUCUGAGGACUCAGAGCUACAUGGACAACCACCCCGUCUAUGGACCGCAGGCAAGCCACGCUCCUGUCAAGGCGAGAGUCAUCUUACCAAAGAACGGUUCUGGGUCUUACUCGCCUAAACUCGGUGUGGCAGGUAUUGUAGCCAACACCCCCGAAGGAGAAAGCGCAUUCAACAUCAAGGGCCAUUCAGCAUCGAGGCGCCUGAUCCCUGGUGUCGACAAUUUUGAUCCUGAGGCAGAGGGUGGAACCAAGGAAUAUGUUGAGCCAAUGACAGCUGCAAUCGACCCCAGCGGAAAGAUCCAGUUGAAGUUGCAAGAUGCCGCCGAAAUAGCCGUGAAUGUCCAAAAAGAAAGGGUUGGGGAAGCUGACGCCUUUCAGAAGGCGGUGGAGGAAGUCUCUGCGCCGGCCAAGUCAUACUAUCAAACACAGUUUACGAAGACACGAACACCAUCAUCAGGUUCAGCUCGAAUUGGCAGCAGUAUAAGCUAUGGGUUGAGUGGCGGAGGACGCUCUCUGUAA
Messenger RNA from Pseudomassariella vexata, 1542 nucleotides. Its product is annotated as mitochondrial ribosomal protein subunit-domain-containing protein. Gene Ontology annotation, cellular component: mitochondrial small ribosomal subunit. The coding region runs from base 1 to 1542 and encodes 513 amino acids. The record is from RefSeq and is a predicted model, not a curated record. NCBI's taxonomy places the organism in Eukaryota, Fungi, Ascomycota, Sordariomycetes, Amphisphaeriales, Pseudomassariaceae. The transcript has a single exon. Gene Ontology annotation, molecular function: structural constituent of ribosome. Gene Ontology annotation, biological process: mitochondrial translational initiation.